Messenger RNA from Labeo rohita (rohu), 2122 nucleotides. Its product is annotated as tripartite motif-containing protein 16. The transcript has 6 exons. NCBI's taxonomy places the organism in Eukaryota, Metazoa, Chordata, Actinopteri, Cypriniformes, Cyprinidae. The record is from RefSeq and is a predicted model, not a curated record. Gene Ontology annotation, molecular function: zinc ion binding; protein binding. The coding region runs from base 60 to 1721 and encodes 553 amino acids.
GUGUGUUCAGGGAAAGUGAAACUGAAGUGUAGUUGAGCUGUAUUCAUGCCUCUGUAUUCAUGGCAGGAGCCAGAGUUUUUCGGGAUGAGUUCUUGUGUUCAGUGUGUCAGAAUCUCCUGAAGGAUCCAGUGACCAUCCAAUGUGGACACAGUUACUGUGAGAGCUGUAUUACAGGCUGCUGGGAUCUGGAGAAUCAGACGAGAGUCUUCAGCUGCCCUCAGUGCAGACAAACCUUCAGUCCAAGACCUGCUUUAGCUAAAAACACCAUGCUAGCUGAAGUGGUGGAGAAACUCAAGAAGGGAAAUUAUCCUUCUGACUGUGACGCUGGAGCUGGAGAUGUGCAGUGUGACGUUUGUACUGGAAGAAAAUCCAAAGCCGUCAAGUCCUGUCUUAUGUGUCUGAACUCUUACUGUCAGAAUCACCUUGAACAACAUGAGAGCUGGUUUCAAGGAAAGAGACACAAUUUGACUGAUGCCACUGGUCCACUGAGGGAGAUGAUCUGCCAAAAACAUGAGAAGCUCCUUGAGGUUUUCUGUCGCACUGAUCAGAAAUGUAUAUGUGUCCUGUGUACGAUGGAUGAACAUAAAAACCAUGACACUGUGUCAGCUGCAGCACAGAGGACAGAGAAACAGCACCAGUUGAAGGAGAUGCAUAAUACGCUCCAGCAGAGAAUUCAGCAGAAAGAGAAAGAUCUUCAGCAGCUGAGAGAGGCUGUGGAGUCUCAUAAGCGCUCUGCACAGGCAGCAGGGCAGGACAGUGAGAGGACCUUUACUGAGCCCAUCCGCUCAGUCAUUGAGAAAAGCCACUCUGAACUGAUACAGCUGAUCAGAGAUCAGGAAAAGGCUGCAGUGAGUCAAGCUAAAGGACGACUGGAGCAACUGGAGCAGGAGGUCAAUUAUCUGAGGAGGGGAGACACUGAGCUGGAGCAGAUUUCACACACACAGGAUCACAUACAGUUCUUGCAGACUUUCCAGUCUCUUUCGGCACCUGCUGAAUCUACAGACAUAAAUGCAGAUCAAGUCCUUUCUCUCUUCACUUCUGAUGGCCUGAGAGAAUCUUUCCAUCAGCUGAGAGACAAACUGGAGGAUUUCUGCAAAGAGGAGCUCAAGAAGAUCUCAGACAGAGUCACAUUAACCAACGUUGUUCCCAGGAGCAGGAAUGACUUCCUACAACAUUCCCUUCAGCUCACUCUGGAUCUGAACACAGUGAAUAAAUGGCUCCGUCUGUCUGAGAGCAACAGAGUAAUUACUUUCACUGAAAAAAAACGGCGUUAUCCUAAUCAUCCAGACAGAUUUGAUUAUUGGUAUCAGGUGUUGUGUAGAGAGAGUGUGUGUGGACACUGUUACUGGGAGCUGGAGUGGAGUGGAAAUAAGAGUGUGUGUAUAUCAGUGUCAUAUAAGAGCAUCAGCAGGAAGGGAUGGGGUACUGAGUGUGGGUUUGGAUAUAAUAAUCAGUCCUGGAGUUUGUUGUGCUCUUCCUCCAGAUACUCAUUCAUACACAAUAACAUAAAGACUGAUCUCGCUGUGAAGUCCAUCAGCAGUAGAAUAGGAGUGUUUGUGGAUCACAGUGCAGGAACUCUGUCCUUCUACAGUGUCUCUGACACAAUGAGCCUCAUCCACACAGUCCAGACUGCAUUCACUCAACCGCUGUAUCCUGGGUUUUGUGUUCAUGAAAGAUCAUCAGUGAAACUGACAGACUGUAUAGAGAGAUUCUACCCUUAAUGCUUUGAGAUGCAUGAUUCAUUUAUUUGUUGCUAACUGUGGAAUACAUUUUCAUUUUUAGGUUACAGCACUAAUGUUUACUUACACCGAGGAUGAGCAUGUGAGGUGCACAACAAUAUCAAACUUCCUAAGUAGCUGUAAUGUGUUAAAUGAAAUGACUGAAUCUACAUUGGUGUAUUCUGGUGCAUUCUGAAAACAUUUGUUGCAUCUAUACUAAAUGGUUUGAAUAAUAAAUAUAUUAAGCACAUUGUGGUAGGCAUGAAUGCUUUACACCUGUAAAAAAACAUACAUAAAAAAAGUUUUACAGAAACUGUAGAGUAGCUACAACUGAAGUUACAAUAUUGCAAUUAUGGUAUACUUACAAAAGUUUACUUACAACGUACAUAUGUAGGUACACUAUU